This is a messenger RNA of Aspergillus neoniger CBS 115656, 884 nucleotides long. Its product is annotated as acyl-CoA thioesterase. Gene Ontology annotation, molecular function: fatty acyl-CoA hydrolase activity. Bases 99 to 671 code for a protein of 190 amino acids. NCBI's taxonomy places the organism in Eukaryota, Fungi, Ascomycota, Eurotiomycetes, Eurotiales, Aspergillaceae. Gene Ontology annotation, cellular component: mitochondrion. The record is from RefSeq and is a predicted model, not a curated record. The transcript is spliced from 2 exons.
AUCCAAUCCAUCCCCUCAUCUACCAUAUAGACACCUCCAAACCUAACCCUCAUUCCACCUACACACUCACACCAAUACACACACAAACCCACCGCAAAAUGUCCACCUCAAUAGCACUCAAAAAGCGCCGUCUCCGAAGCGACUACAUCUACCACCAAACCCACCGAACAAGAUGGUUCGACAACGACAUGUACGCCCACCUCAACAACACAGUCUACGCCAUGCUCUUCGACAGCAUAAUAAACACGUAUUUAAUCACGCACUGCGGGAUGGAUCCCUUCACGCACAACAACCCCACACUUACUACACCUGACCCCUCCUCUUCCUCCUCCUCCACCUCAUCUACACCAUCCAAAUUCAAAAGCAGCCAAGUAGGCAUAAUGGUCUCCUCCUACUGCGACUACUUCUCCUCGGUCUCAUUCCCGGAUAUACUAGACCUGGGGCUGCGGGUCACGAAGCUGGGGAAUAGCAGCGUGACGUAUGAAGUCGGGGUGUUUAAGGAAGGGGAGGAAGAGGUCAAGGUUGUUGGGGGAUAUACGCAUGUGUUUGUGGCGAGGGAGACGAUGAGGCCGACGAGGGAGGGGAUGGAGAUCGGUGUUAGGAGGGGGUUGGAGAGGUUGGUUGUGAGUGAUGAUACUGCUGUUGGUGGUGGAAAGGGGGCGAAGUUGUGAGUAGGGUUUGGGGGAAUGGUGGUGAGGCCUGUUCUGUUCCUGGUGAAUGGGAUGGAUAUUCGGUCUGGGGGUUUGUAUAUAGUUGAUAGAAGGGGACGCGCUUAUACUGAGUGUUAUGUUAAGUGUCCUGGUGGCAUUUAUUGGCUAUUUGAUGUUGUGUCUUAUGUAUCAAAUGGCCGGUGUAGAGGUAGAUCAAAAAUACUGGAAGAGCAG